UAAAUGAAUGUACAUGGCUAGCUGAGUGUGCCUUUGAACUGACAGAAAGCAAAAUAAGCCACCUCACCCCCUAAGGUAGACGUACAUAAUAGAACACUAUACAUGCAGAGCAGGAAAAUGGCAGAAUGGCAUGCAUGUAGUCAUUUUCAGAUAUUCUGUUGAAAAUGUGAUAUUGUGAUGAUCAGUAGGGGCAAUGGAGCGAGAGUGACUACGGCGUGAUGCGCCCUAUCAGAGGGACGGAAGAGAGACAAAAGAUGGGGGAAAUGUAACAGUAAAACGUUUUCAGACCAUGUACUGGCAGAUUUCAAAUCAUGGAGAUUUACCGAUUAUGAAUGGUAUCCAGGCAUCGAGAACCAUGUCUAAGCCAGCUUCAUCGACGUCGGCUGUCCUCAUAACUUUCUCCUUAUUCUUGAUUGGAUAUAUUCAUUGUUUCCCGCAUGUUCUGUCGAUUAAAAGGGGACAAUCCAACUCUAUGAAAAACAAAGCCAAAUACAAGAUACCUCCUCCUAUUACGGGUGAGAUUAUAGCGCCUCGCGUGGUCGAACUAAUGCUGGUCCUACAUCACGAUCUAUCCCGUUACCAUGGAGACGACACGAUAAAUUACAUCACACAUAUUUCAAAUCAGGCAGCUGAUCUAUGGAGUGACGUAACAAGACUUGGUGUGAAAAUUGAAAUUAGGAUUACAAAGACUAUCCUACUUCAGGAUGAGAAGGAAUCGUUAUUACCCAUCGAAGCCGAUGCAAUCCAUCUUCUCCGAAAGUUCUGCAAGGAUUGGCAGAAUGACUGGAGGUACCAGUCUGGAGAGGAAUUUGAUGCUCUGAUUCUAAUCACAAGAGAAGACCUUCACGUUGAUAAUAACUAUAAUGCAACGGGGCUAGCCUACAUACAUGGGGCUUGUGAAAUGGGCUACCAAUGCGCUGUCAUCGAAGACACUAGCCCCAUGGGCACAGCAAUAACAAUAGCCCAUGAACUAGGACACUUACUUGGUAUGUAUCAUGAUGGUGAGUUUAAUGGAUGUAGAGAUCGGAUGAACAUAAUGAGUGGUUAUACUGUAAGUGGAGUCCAGUCGGUCGCAUGGUCUACCUGCAGUACCAAGUCCCUCUUGGAAUAUCUCAAAUUGCCACGAUCUCGAUGUUUGCAGAACCGAACUGCUAAGAGUUCUUUUCCGUUGACCACGGAUACUUUCCCUGGCCAGUCCUAUGAUAUAGAUCAUCAGUGCCAGAUCACACUGGGAAGGGGUGCUGUAGCUUGCCCGAUGGGAAAGAGAGAGAAUCUUUGCCAGCAUUUGAAAUGUUUACAGCCGUCAAAGAUGAAAUGUGUCAAGACUAACCGGCCUCCUCUUGACGGGACACCAUGUGCAAUAAACAAGUGGUGCUAUCGUGGACAAUGCACGGAUAAACAACUUCGGCAGAAGAGGCAGGGAACAAAGCUAGUUGCUAUGGAAAUGACCACACCCAUGAUCGGAGACACGCCUUCAAUGAAAUCAACAGUGGCAUCGAUGUUAGCUACAAAGACCAGGGAUCUGAAUAAACAUUUAUAGAACCUAAAAUUGUCAUGAUUGUUUCAUCAAUUAGACAAUGUUUCAUUGUAUAAAAAGCAUGAAGCGCUGCUAAAUUGCCACUUUAAUUCCAACUUUGUCUACUUUCCAUUUGACCUCAUCCCGCAAGGUUUAUAAUUUGUUACCUACUUGUCUAACACCACUUGCAGAUUACGUAGUCAAUGGGUUGAAUGGUGCAUUGCCCAUACACCAAAGACAAAUUUGAUUUGAUAUCAAGCAUGAUCGGGAUAAAGAUGGCAUAAGAAUCUUCUUGAGAAGACAUGACCUCCUGCUGAGGGGAACUACAGGUGAUUCCAAGUUUGGUGUUGGAUAAUCUUUUUUUUAAUCACUACAGUUCCAAAUUUAGAAGAUAAAUGUAAGUUGUUGUAAUGAUUUUAAAAUGAUAUUUUAGAACAAAAUCCAAUCAAAUGACCAUCUGAGUUUCUGUUUUCAUAAAUAAAAAAAUUUGUGUCAAAGGAUUCUGGAAGAUAUUGUGUAAUUGCUGAGAAAUUAGAAAAAUAAGUAUUGGAUUUUUAGUCUAAUGUUGACUAUUUUUCUCAGCAAUAAUAAAACACUGGCCACAUAAUCUUAUCUGUGUUGGGGAUCUUAUCCUUUUUCAGCUUAGAUUUCAGGAUUUCACAAAGUUCAGUUUCACAAGUUAUGAAUAUGCACCAGAUUUAGAUCUACGAUGAUGUAGUAG
Molecule: messenger RNA, 2237 nt
Organism: Lytechinus variegatus (green sea urchin)
Lineage: Eukaryota; Metazoa; Echinodermata; Echinoidea; Temnopleuroida; Toxopneustidae
Product: A disintegrin and metalloproteinase with thrombospondin motifs 17-like
Exons: 11
Coding region: 290-1540 (416 amino acids)
Biological process (GO): proteolysis
Molecular function (GO): metalloendopeptidase activity
Source: RefSeq, a predicted model, not a curated record